UGAGUUCAAGAAGAAGCUACCUGAAAUUUUGCCAUUUUCCAUGUGCAUAGAAGCUUAUGGUUUUCCUCAUCAUGAUCCCCUGCAGUGUCCCUCUAUUCCUCUUCUCUUUAACUUCAACACUUAUUCUUCCAAGUAGCAGUAGCAGUCAUGUCAGUUUCAACACUUGGUCUGUGUUUCAGGACUGCAGCAGUAUCACACAGUCUUCGGGAAGUGAUGAAUCUGCUAAUGAGGCAGCUGUGAAUAAUACCAGUCUUAAUUUACCAGUUGUUGAACUCAAUGUUCAUCGUGUGUUAAGUACAAGAAACCAGAGUGGUAAUACAACUCCUGCUGAGCCUCAUGUGUUCAGCGCAGUGCCUGCUGAGCCUCAUGUGUUCAGUAAUGUAACCAUACCUCAUGCAUCAAUCAUAUAUGGCUUCUUCCUUCUUUUAAUUCUCAUAAAUCAUAGCUUUUCAUGUUUUAGAUGAGUUUAUAUUUUUAUCUUGAAGGUUAUUAGGAAGAAAUUAUAUACAUGUGUAACAUGAGUUUUACUCCACAUAGCUCUUUUAUUUUAUAUGAUAUAUGAGUUUUACUCAAUAGGUCUUUUAUUUUAUGAUAUAUAAUUUUGUCACUU
Molecule: messenger RNA, 610 nt
Organism: Vigna angularis (adzuki bean)
Lineage: Eukaryota; Viridiplantae; Streptophyta; Magnoliopsida; Fabales; Fabaceae
Exons: 2
Coding region: 57-464 (135 amino acids)
Source: RefSeq, a predicted model, not a curated record